This is a messenger RNA of Drosophila suzukii, 3250 nucleotides long. Its product is annotated as probable RNA-binding protein 19. Gene Ontology annotation, cellular component: cytoplasm; ribonucleoprotein complex; nucleus. The record is from RefSeq and is a predicted model, not a curated record. Gene Ontology annotation, molecular function: mRNA binding. NCBI's taxonomy places the organism in Eukaryota, Metazoa, Arthropoda, Insecta, Diptera, Drosophilidae.
UCGAUAAGUCAAGAAUGGCAAUAGCCUCUAAAUUAUUAUUACCAUCUCUAGUCAGUGCUGCCAGCUAGCAGAACAGCAGAAAAACAGCCAAAGUUGACGUGAAAAUAGCUAAGUUCGCUACACUGAGGAGUAAUACACGUGCGCGUGUUUUGAUUUGUUCGUAAACAAAAAUGCACUUGAAUUGAUUUUAAAGCCGCUGCCAAUCGAAUAAGUCACAAAAUGUCGCGUAUUAUAGUGAAGCAGCUGCCCAAGCAUAUCACCGAGGACAAACUGCGUCAGAUUUUCGGUGCCCAGGGAACAAUUACGGAUCUGCAGCUAAAGUAUACGCCCGAUGGGAAGUUCCGGCAGUUCUGCUUUGUGGGCUACAGCUCCGAGGAGGAGGCCCAGUCGGCCAUCAGACACUUUAACAACACCUGCAUCCAAACCAGCCGGGUGCGCGUAGAAUCCUGUGCCGCCCUGGGCAGCGAGGAUAAGCCCCAGUCAUGGAGCAAGUACGCCAAGGACAGCAAGAAGAACCUGGACAAACUGAAGGCCAAGGAGGAGGAGGAGGCGGCGGCCGCCAAAACUAAGGAGGCCAAAAAGAAAAGCAAAGAGAAGACGGACAAGGUGGAGAAGAUUCUGGGCAGGCACAAGGACGAUCCGGAGUUCCAGGAGUUUCUGCAGGCGCACGACAAGUCGCGUACUCUGUGGGGCAACGAUUUGGGCGUGAACAACAACAAGGAAGAGCAGGAGGAUGGUGAAGAUGCAGAGGACCAGGAAGAUCCACCAGGUGGCAGGGAUGACAGUGGAGUGGAUGCCGAUGCAGGGGAUGAGGAUGGCCAGGAAGAUGAGGCCGAGGACGAUGACGAGGAAGAAGAGGCCAAACUGGCUGAGAAGCCCAUCAGCGAUCUGGAGUACAUGAAAUCCCUGAUGGCACCCGCAACCGGAGAUGCCGCCGCCAAGAAACCCAAAGCCAAGGUGGACAAAUCCAACCUAGAGCUGUUCACCAUCAAAAUCCACAAUGUGCCGUACAACACGAAGCGCCAGGAGGUGCUCAAGUUCUUCAAGCCCCUGAAGCCCUACUCCGUCCGACUGCCCAGCAAAGUGCACGGCUUCUGUUACGUGGGCUUCAAGACGGAAAAAGAUAUGGCCAAGGGAAUGCUAAAGAACAAGAGCUUCAUCAAGGGCAAACAGGUCUUCUUCUCCGACUUCACCGAGAAGAACAAGGUGACCAAAGCGAAUAAGAGUGGACAAUCAUCGGCGGAUCCGGCCGCCGCAGAUGCGGGCAAUGCGAAGUGGAAGCACCAGCAGGACAGCUUGUCCAAGGAAGAUGACAUCUCCGAAUCGGGGAGGAUAUUCUUCCGGAAUCUGGCCUACACCACCACUGAGGAGGAGCUGCGCAAGCUGUUCGAGCAAUAUGGUCCCGUGGUGGAGGUGAACCUGCCGGUGGACAAGCUUACGCGAAAGAUCAAGGGCUUCGGAACAGUCACCUACAUGAUGCCGGAGCACGCUCUGAAGGCAUUCAAUAGCCUGGACGGCACGGAUUUCCAUGGACGUCUGUUGCACCUGCUGCCCGGCAAGGAUAUCGAAAAGAAUCCACAAGACGAUCUGGAUGAGAACGAUGCCAGUCUCUCGUUUAAAGAGAAGAAGGCCCUGAAGCUGAAGAAGAGCGCCCAGAAGCCGAUUGGCUGGAACACACUGUUCCUGGGUGCCAAUGCCGUUGCGGACAUUCUGGCCAAGCAGUUUAAGACCUCGAAGGAGCGCAUCUUGGACACCAGCGACGGUGGCAGUGGAGCCGCCGUCCGCCUCGCCCUGGGCGAAACCCAAAUCGUCAUUGAGAUGAAGCGCUUUCUGGAGGAGGAAGGCGUCCGGCUGAAUGCCUUCGAUGAGCCCGCCAAGAAACGCUCCAACACUGUGAUACUAGCCAAGAAUCUGCCGGCCGCCACUGAAACUUCGGAGCUUACGCCCAUAUUCAGUCGCUUUGGCCCGAUUGGCAGGAUUGUGCUACCUCCCAGUGGGGUGACGGCGCUCAUCGAGUACUGUGAUCCCUUGGAGGCAAGGCAAGCCUUCAAGAAGCUGGCCUACAGCAAGUUCAAGAACGCCCCGCUCUACUUGGAGUGGGCACCCGAGCAGGUCUUUACCAAGACCCUCAGCGGCGAGCCAGUGAUUCCCAAAUCGGAGCCCGAGCCGAAACCCAAGGAAGAACCAAAGCAAAAGGAGAAGCCAGAGGUCAAGGCAGAGGAGGAGAAGAAGGAGGUACCCAGAGCAGAGGAUGCCGAUGAUGAGCCCGAACCAAAUACCACACUCUUCUUGCGCAAUCUGAACUUCAAGACCGUGCAGGAAACCGUGGAGAAACACUUCCGCCACCUGGGCAGCAUUCACACCGUGGAGAUCGCGAAACGAAGGGAUCCCGAGAAUCCCCGGAACUUCAAUUCCCUGGGCUACGGAUUCAUUCAGUUCAAGAAGUCCUCCGUAGCCGAGCAUGCCCUUAAAAACUUGCAGCUGACCCACAUCGAUGGCAAUCCCGUGGAGCUCAAGCGCAGCGAUCGGGUGCUCAAGACCCAAGACAAUGAUGGAGCACAACGUCGACUGGCCUCGCAGAAGAAACAAACUGGCACCAAGAUUCUGGUGCGGAAUAUUCCCUUCCAGGCGCAAUACCGCGAAGUUCGAGACAUAUUCAAGGCCUUUGGAGAGCUGCGUUCUCUGAGGAUUCCCAAGAAGGCCACCACUGGCGAGGAGGCGCACCGUGGCUUUGGAUUCGUUGACUACAUGUCCAAGGCGGAGGCCAAGCGCGCCUUUGAGGCCUUGAGCGCCAGUACGCAUCUCUACGGUCGUCGUUUGGUCCUCGAGUGGAGCGCCAAUGAUGACAGCCAGGACGUGGAGGAGCUUCGCAAGCGGACGGCGGCCAAGUUCGGUGAUAGUCAGUCGGCAACGGCGGCGAAACGCAGCAGGAAAUCCUUCUUCGAUGUGGAGGGCAGUGUGCAGCCAAAUCAAGAUGAGGACGAAGAGGAGGAGGAGCAGUAAUCCCCCGCAACAGUUAGCUUAAACGUUGAUUCAAAUGUAUAAAGUAAAGAUUAUAAUACAUAUAAAUUAUAAUUUUAUAAAAUCGAACAAAAAACCCUGCUCUUCGUAAUUUUCUUAGUUUUAACAACUCCGCGAAAUCAUUUACCGAAUCUCGAUGGCAAUUUCUAAAUAGAAUAUACUUUAUUUUACGCUUCUGUUUAUAUAAAAACCUAAAUAAUUAAUAUAAAACAAGACGAGAAAAAAAAAA